GCUGUGUGCGCGUGUGUGUGUGUGUGCGAGACAUAGAGAGAAGGGAAAGAGAGAGAGAGAGCGCGCGUCAGAGGAGGAGAGGAAAGUUAUCCACGUCUGCGGCUCACACCUGAUACUGCUCGACCUGUCAGCACUGAUACCCACUACGCACUUCAGCGGCACCUGGCAACAUGUGGAUACUUUUUCACCCCUUUUUCACUCUCUCCCCCAACGGCAUGCUACCUCUGCCGGUGGCUUCUGCAAACUCUCUGUCUUGUACACUGUUGACUAAAAGCUUCGUCUUUUAAGACUAUAAUCCAAGUGAUUGGUUUGGAUUUUGCCUCUCCAAAGGAUGGAUUUCACAUCUAUCCACACCGAGGACCCAGUCCAGUGGGAUUUUAUAACUGGAGUCUCUCCACAACAGCUGUCAGUCUGCCACAUGUGUUGUUAGCCUCUUUUCAGCACAGACAUUUAUGUGAAGACGAUGAAUAGCCAACCACUGCAAACACUAAACGAGAUGUCCCUCCUUGGUCAUGCAGAGGGUCACCGCUUUGGGAAUGCUUUGUCUGAGACCAUUACUGAGAAAGAAGACAGCAUAAAACACCUUCUUCGAAUGAGAGUCCGAUAGACACUGCUGUUUCUGCAGCAAACAUGGAGGUGGGCAACAUCGAUAACUCCUCAGUCCAUGACAACUCAUCAGACAUCCACCCAGUCACGCACAGCUUGUGGGAGGUCAUCACCAUAGCGACGGUGUCGGCUAUCGUCAGCUUAAUAACCAUCGUGGGGAAUGUUCUGGUGAUGCUGUCCUUCAAGGUGAACAGCCAGCUGAAGACGGUGAACAAUUACUAUCUACUGAGCCUGGCUUUCGCCGACCUCAUCAUUGGCGUGUUUUCCAUGAAUUUGUACACUUCUUAUAUACUGAUGGGCUACUGGUCGUUGGGCAGUUUGGCUUGUGACCUGUGGCUAGCCCUGGACUAUGUGGCUAGUAACGCAUCAGUCAUGAACUUGCUUGUCAUCAGCUUCGAUAGGUACUUCUCCAUCACCAGGCCUCUGACGUACCGGGCCAAACGGACACCAAAGCGAGCCGGGAUCAUGAUUGGCCUGGCAUGGCUGGUGUCAAUUGUCCUCUGGGCACCACCCAUCCUGUGCUGGCAGUAUUUCGUGGGUGAGCGGACGGUACCUGAGCGUCAGUGCCAGAUCCAGUUCUUUUCAGAGCCGGUGAUCACUUUCGGCACGGCCAUUGCUGCGUUUUACAUCCCCGUCUCGAUCAUGACCAUCCUCUACUGCCGCAUCUACAAGGAGACAGAGCGGCGCACCAAGGACCUGGCUGAGUUGCAGGGCAUGAGCUCGGCUAUGGACUCGAGCGGCAGCAGCGGCAAGUCCCAGAAGACCAUCAUCAGGUCCUGCUUCAAGUGCAAGCAGAUGAACAAUGGCGGCGUGCGGGACCGGACCCAGGCUUCCUGGUCCUCUUCAAGCCGCAGCAAUGUCACCAAGUCGGCGGCCACGUCCAACGACGAGUGGUCCAAGACCGACCAGCUGACAACAUUCAACAGCUAUGCAUCGUCCGAGGACGAGGAACGUCCCAUAUCUCCUGGAGGCAUCUUCCAGCCAUCUUACCGGAACGAGGCUUGCCAGGACAACAGGUGCUCCAUGGCCACAACAACAGUGCCACCAACUGAUGGUGAGCAGCUCAGCAGCUAUGAUGAGGACAGCUUCUUCCCUUCGCCGCUCAAGAGCAGCUCACAGAAGAGUAAGAAGUGCGUCUCCUACAAGUUCAAACCCGUCGCCAAGGAGACCAGCCUGGGUGAUGGAGGAAGUGGCAGCGCCGACGGUAAUGACAGCCCCCGGCAAGACCACCAACAGCAGCCGCAGCAACCGAGCAAAAACGGAGGCACCAAGGGCGGCCCGGCCACAUCCUCUUUCUCUUCGGCGGAAUCCAUGAGCGCCCCGUCCACCACGUCCUCUUCGAAGCCGGCCGACGGGACGCUAAAGAGCCAAAUGACCAAGAGGAAGCGAAUGGUGCUGAUCAAGGAGCGCAAGGCGGCACAGACGCUGAGUGCCAUCCUGCUGGCCUUCAUCCUCACAUGGACACCGUACAACAUCAUGGUGCUCAUCUCCACCUUCUGCUCCGACUGCAUCCCGCUCUCGCUCUGGCACCUGGGCUACUGGCUGUGCUACGUCAACAGCACCGUCAACCCCAUGUGCUACGCGCUGUGCAACAAGACCUUCCAAAAGACCUUCCGCAUGCUCCUGUUGUGCCAGUGGAAGAGGAAGCGUGUUGAGGAGAAGCUCUACUGGUAUGGCCAGAACCCCGUGGUUAGCACUAAACUCACGUGAACUCUCACACACUCACAAGCUCACACAAGCACCUGGAACAAGCAUUUUCUAUAUCAUAUCAGUAGGAAUGCACAGUACAGGACAAGUGCUGUUGAUUCUGGUGGGAACUGGAAGUCAGGGGUAUUGCUAGGAAUUUUGGACCCUAUAAAAGAAUAUAAUAUUGCCCCAAUAUCCUCCACCCUUCCAUCCAUCCCCAUUAAUAACAUUCAUCAUUAUCAUCUAUGAGGGCCCCUCUCAGUGCAGGCCUUUUGGAAUCAUCCUAACCCACAACUUCACCCCACCCCACCCAACCCUUUUCACAGUGACCCUACUAGAAAUGAUGACUUUAUUAUUGUUUAAAGGGUGUUUGGGAAACAACCACUGAUCCUUGAAAACAGCAACCGUUCUGUUCUGUGCACCACUUCCACUGCAGAAAGAAAUGUGAAACAGAAUGACAGUUGGUCACACAUACAAAAGACAAAGGAACUCUUCUGAACCUGCUCCAUUCGUGGUGGCUCUUAUACACCUGCAUUCCAGAGCAUACAGUACAUGGUAAUAAGCGUCACAUGUAGUUUUUGUCAGAGUUCACAACACCACACGCACAUCAUCACCAAGCUAACAUCCAAGGGCUACCUUUGCUAAUAUGCGUCUUAACUGUGAAGAUUGUACAUGCUCAACUCAAACGCCUUUUUUCCACCAGUGCCAUUUCUGAGACAGACACAAAGAGCGAGCUGAUUAGAGGGGUUGAAUAGGUUGAAGGGAAUCACUGAUCCUGUGUGUGUGAAUACAGUAGGAUGAGUAUUUAACAGUAUUAAUUGUAUAAUUUUGACAUGCUGAAACAGAAGUAGUAUUUCAUGUACUGUAAAAUCAAUGUGAAUUUCCUAAGUCUGAUUAUUCUGGUAAAUGUAAUGAAUUGUACGGAGCAGUCAAAUAUCGCUGAGACCUUGAUGGUUGCUUAAGCUUCAUUUAGCCUCUGCCAAAACAAAAAGAUGUAACAACAAAUGUCUGUGUUGUUUUAUUAGUUUAAUUUACAAAUGAAAAGUUCAUGUUCCAUUCCUGAUCAAAAUAGUUUGUUUUAUAUUUUGAUUGAAUCAUUGCCACAUCGGCCAUGUUAUGUGAAGCUGAAAAAAGUAUUAAAAUAUCAACUGUGUACAUUUAUGCCUAUAUAUUACUGCUGUUCCCCAAUUGUAAAAAAAUAGUACAUUCCAUGCAUUUGACUGUGGAUAUUAUUUGUUGCUGAUAUUGACAGUAUUAUGCCUAUGAACCAUUUCAUACUUGCACAAAAAGUGACUAGCAUAUCUGUAAAGGUUCACAUAAAUGUAAGUACAGUGCUGGUGCAUUGUUUCUUUUAUUCCAUUCAGGACAAAAUCUACUGAAUAUUUUCAUAGGUCUAGUAGAAUUAGUGGUUAUCGUCCUUCUUCAUUUAAUGUUCAAUGUAUUACUGUGCAUUUUAAUUCAUUCUUUUUUAUAAAACAUAAAUCUGUAUAUUGCAACUA
Molecule: messenger RNA, 3791 nt
Organism: Alosa alosa (allis shad)
Lineage: Eukaryota; Metazoa; Chordata; Actinopteri; Clupeiformes; Clupeidae
Gene: chrm5a
Product: cholinergic receptor, muscarinic 5a
Exons: 2
Coding region: 631-2316 (561 amino acids)
Biological process (GO): chemical synaptic transmission; adenylate cyclase-inhibiting G protein-coupled acetylcholine receptor signaling pathway; G protein-coupled receptor signaling pathway, coupled to cyclic nucleotide second messenger
Cellular component (GO): dendrite; synapse; plasma membrane
Molecular function (GO): G protein-coupled serotonin receptor activity; G protein-coupled acetylcholine receptor activity
Source: RefSeq, a predicted model, not a curated record